Molecule: messenger RNA, 375 nt
Organism: Macrosiphum euphorbiae (potato aphid)
Lineage: Eukaryota; Metazoa; Arthropoda; Insecta; Hemiptera; Aphididae
Source: the annotation of a GenBank genome assembly
AUGGCAUACUUAACAAUAUACAGUGUUUUGAUUUUGUUCUUUUUAGAAGCGCCUUGCGGUUGGUUAUCUCAACUUAAUUCAAUAACACAAAUAGAUCCAGCCAAAUGUCCAAACAAAUGUGGUAAAUUUUAUAGAGAUUUGUCUCGCAGUUGGUUAACUCAACUUGACUGGAUAACACAACUUGAUCCUGCCAGAUGUCCAAACAAAUGUGGUAAACUGUAUAACGGUCCUUAUAGAAAGCGUCAUCUCAGACAACAUUUAGUGUACGAAUGUGGUGUUAUACCGAAAUUUCAAUGUAGAGUAUGCUUCAAGCGUUUUGCUAGAAAUCCUCAAUUAAAAUAUCAUUUAAUUAGAAUACAUAAAAUGAUGGCUUAA